This is a messenger RNA of Kwoniella mangroviensis CBS 8507, 2037 nucleotides long. RefSeq lists its product as uncharacterized. NCBI's taxonomy places the organism in Eukaryota, Fungi, Basidiomycota, Tremellomycetes, Tremellales, Cryptococcaceae. Gene Ontology annotation, molecular function: protein binding. The record is from RefSeq and is a predicted model, not a curated record. The transcript is spliced from 9 exons. Gene Ontology annotation, cellular component: peroxisomal membrane; cytosol. Gene Ontology annotation, biological process: protein import into peroxisome matrix, docking. The coding region runs from base 1 to 2037 and encodes 678 amino acids.
AUGCAGUCGUUCUUGGGUGGGGAUAAAGGUGGUUCCUCCAACCCUCUCAAGCAGAUAGGUCAGAGAGAGGGUGCGGAUAACAGUCUUUUCAAGGAUCGGUAUUCUCCCGCUGGACCAAGUUCCUCUCAAUCGUCUUCAUCGGCCUUUCGACCACCUCCACAGAUAACCCACCAUCAACCCCCUUCAGCAUCUUCAGCAGCCCUUCAUUCUACUCCACAUCCUUUCAACUUAUCUCAUCUAUCAGCUGCACUAUCGCAGCCUGGUCCACAAACCGGAUCAUUACAGCUUCAUCAGCCUGCUCCAAUUGCUUCACAUCAAUUCAACGCCCAGUGGGAACAAGCUAGAUCGAACGGUCAUUCGCCUGUUCCUCAACAUAUUAUUCAGGCUAGACCCCCGCAACAAUCAGCCUGGUCGGGAGAUUUCCAAUCUUUUCACGGUAAAGGUAAAGGAAGAGCUGUAGAGCAACCUUCGUCACCUCAGGUAUCCUCCCCUUACCAAAAUGGUUAUUCGAGCUUUACACCUCAUCAUGGUGGUGGAUUUCAACCGUCUUUCCAACCUUUGUAUCAAGGUAUGAUCCCCCAUCAGCAAAUUCAGCCUCAAGCUCACGGUCAGGCGCACAGAGUUGUGGAUCAGAAAGAGAUGGAUGACUUGUUUGCAAGAGCCGAAGAAGACUAUAGGGCUUCUUCAUCAGAAGCUCAAAUUGACAAAGUACAAGAACAAGAUCAAGAUGGUGUGGAGGAGAUGACCUCUGAUCCGAAGGGUGAUCUAGAAAAGGUAUGGGAGAGUUUGAAACCCGAAGCUGAGAGGUUAAAUCAAUUAGCAGAGUGGGAGAAGGAUUUCUCUCAGUUCACAAAUGAUGAAGAUGACCUAUUUGAUACUCUGAACGAAAGUCUUAAUAGAUCGGAUGUAGGUCAAAGACCUUUGGAACAGCAAUUGCACAUAGAUAGGGAUGUUGGCGGAUUGGCUGUGCCGGAUGGACUUGAUCAGUAUAAUGGUGUUCAAAGGGAUGAUGGGAUUCCACAAAAUAGGGGCUAUGAUUAUGCAUCAAACAACAUUCACGAUUCUUCCGGACUUGCCCUACUAUGGGCAGAAGCCAAUCGAAUAGUCACCGACGGAGGAUCACUCACACAAGCUGGAUUGAUGCUGGAGUCGUUUGUACGCAGAUCGACCACUCAGGAUAGGCAACAACUCAACGUCUCAGCCACGGAAGCUUGGUCAUUGCUAGGAAGGGUACAUGCGAUGGACGAGAAGGAGGAACCGGCUAUGAGAGCUUUCGAGGAGGGAAGGAAAACUUUGGGAGAAGAAGGGGUGAGAGGGAAAGAAAGUGUAGCUGGGGAGAUGCUGACUAAUCUCGCAAUUUCAUAUGUCAAUGAAUCGCUCGAUUUAGCUGCACUUACCGUACUUCACCAGUACUUGUCUCUCGUACACCCAACACAUGCAGGUCAAGCGCCUUCCAGAUCAUCAUUGGGAGAUAACAACUCACCAUGGGCAUUACACGAAUCGAUGGCUGAGCGGUUCUUGAAUCUGGCAAGAGAGCAAUGGCAGAAUACUCAAUCGGUCGAUCCGAAUGUACAAGUCGGUCUAGGAACACUGUACUAUAUGAUGGACAAUUACGAAGAAGCUAGAGGAUGUUGGACUAACGCUCUAGGUGAAAAACCCGAUGAUUACCUCUUGUGGAACAGGCUAGGCGCGACUCUAGCGAAUGGAGGGAACUCUGAAGAAGCUGUCGAUGCGUAUAGACGAGCAUUGGAAUUGAAACCUACUUUCACAAGAGCGAUAUUCAAUCUAGGCGUGGCUUGUCUCAACAUUGGUGUAUAUAAAGAAUCAGCCGAACAUCUCUUAGCAGCCUUAUCACUCCAUUCCAACCAAUCUCAAUCAGAUCCAGAUAGAGAUAGUGAUAUCUUAUCUUCUGAUUCGUGGAGUAUUUGGUCAACUCUAAGAAGAGCUUUGGUAGCUUUGAACAUGAACCAACUGGCUGGUAACGCUGAACCGGGAGCAGAUUUGAACAUAUUCAGACAAGCUGGGUUUGACUUUUGA